Molecule: messenger RNA, 1910 nt
Organism: Cinclus cinclus
Lineage: Eukaryota; Metazoa; Chordata; Aves; Passeriformes; Cinclidae
Gene: PACC1
Product: proton activated chloride channel 1
Exons: 8
Coding region: 405-1457 (350 amino acids)
Cellular component (GO): cell surface
Source: RefSeq, a predicted model, not a curated record
AAAAAAAAAAAAAAAAAAAAAAAGGCCAAUAUUUUGGGCAGCUUGGGGGAGCCGGCUUUCCAAGUCUGCUUGUGUUAGCAGAGUUUGCGCUGCCAAGCAGAAAAGGCUCCUCUGAGGAGGGACAGAUGUUGCCACCAACCUCCCCAGCAGCCCCUUAGGCGUGUGCCGAGUAGCCCGGACUACACCUCCCGGCAGCCCCGGUAAGGGGCGGGCACUGCCCAGGGCCGGGAAGGGCCGGGCGGCUCGGGGGUCCCGGCGGCGCCUGCGUGGCCCUGCCCGGGCGGGGCAGCUCGGCCCGGUUCAGUUCGGUUCAGCUCAGCUGGGCCCGGCUCAGCUCUGCCCGUGGCUGCCCCGCCCCGUGCGGUGCCCAGCGGGCGCUGCCCGGCCCCGCUCCCGCCGAUGCUAUGCCAAAGCCAGAGGUGUCCGCAUCCUACCAGGAGCUGAGGGAAGAUGUGGAGCAGGUAUCUGAAAAUCCAACAGAGGAGAGAGAAGGAGAGAUGGAAGUUCAUGAAGAUUCCAGCUCUGUUAUUUUACCAGAUGGUGAACUGGGUACCACUACCCCUUCUUUGCGUUUCAGCAAGACCUGCCUAAAGAAUGUUUUUUCAGUAAUUCUCCUGUUUAUUUAUCUGCUGCUCAUGGCUGUAGCUGUGUUCCUUGUCUACCAAACCAUCAGUGACUUCAGGGAGAAGCUGAAGCACCCAGUGAUGUCUGUCACUUACAAGGAAGUGUCCUUGUAUGAUGCACCUGGUAUUGCCUUUUACCCAGGCAAGGCUCGGCUGCUUAGCUGCAAACAUCAUUACUACGAUCACAUUCCACCUCUGAUAAAUCCAGGUCAGCCAGGAGACAUUGAAUGCACCACUCAGAGGAUCAACUACACAGAUCCUUUUACUAAUCAAACUAUGAAGUAUGCUUUGGUUGUUCAAGGCCCUCGUGAUGUGAAGAAAAGGGAGCUGGUGUUUUUGCAGUUCCAUUUAAAUGAAACAGACCAAGAUUUUAGUGCCAUUGACUACCUGCUGUUUUCUUCUUUCCAAGAGUUUGUCAGCAGUCCAGAAAAAGCAAAAUUCAUGAAGGACUGUGAAAGCUCAUACUCCAGCUGGAAGUUUUCUGGAGGCUUCCGAACUUGGGUCAAGAUGUCCUUGGUCAAAACAAAAGAAGAAGAUGGUAGUGAGACUGUUGAAUUCAAGCAAGAGACCAGUGUGGUUAACUACAUUGACCAGAGAACUAAACCAAGGAGUGACCAGCUGUUCUUUGUGGUGUUUGAAUGGAAAGAUCCUUUCAUACAGACUGUUCAGGACAUUAUCACAGCAAAUCCCUGGAACAUGAUUGCUCUUCUUUGUGGUAUCUUUCUGGCCCUGUUUAAGGCAGCAGACUUUGCCAAGUUAAGUGUUAAGUGGAUGAUCAAAAUCCGAAGAAGGCAUCUGAAGAGGACUCGACAAGUAACGAACCACAUAAGCUGAGACUAAGACUGCCUUUUAACUCUUCAUAGCAGGAGGGAUAGAAAAUAACUGGAAUGAACUGCAAUCAGCAAUUAAAGCUGAAAACCAGGUAUGCUUUCUUCCAGAGAGAUGCUGGCUGGAAGAACAGCCUAGUGAACUGGCCUUGGAACUGCAGAAGGAGCUAACUCUAGGACAGGUCUAACAAACUCAUGCUUUUCUAGUCCGAGUUUAACAAGUUUGCCACAGGGGGAACCGGGGGAAAGGAGGGAACUCACUAAUGUUCAGAAAGUCAUCACUGUAGUAAAUUGUGGAAAAGUGGACAGUGUUUGAACGUUUCUCAGACAGACCCUUUAGUUGCUCCAUCAGCUGUGAGCUGCUCCCAUAGCACAGUCACUGCCUUGAUGGCACUUAGUGGAAGGUGAAGUACUCUGAAAACAUCCUGGGCUCUCUGAAGUAUGUUUUGAAACAAAAUAC